Messenger RNA from Xiphophorus maculatus (southern platyfish), 3020 nucleotides. RefSeq names its product homeobox protein Hox-B5a-like (gene hoxb5a). Gene Ontology annotation, biological process: regulation of transcription by RNA polymerase II; anterior/posterior pattern specification. The coding region runs from base 1747 to 2664 and encodes 305 amino acids. The record is from RefSeq and is a predicted model, not a curated record. Gene Ontology annotation, molecular function: DNA-binding transcription factor activity, RNA polymerase II-specific; RNA polymerase II cis-regulatory region sequence-specific DNA binding. The transcript has 2 exons. Gene Ontology annotation, cellular component: nucleus. NCBI's taxonomy places the organism in Eukaryota, Metazoa, Chordata, Actinopteri, Cyprinodontiformes, Poeciliidae.
AUUAUUAUUAUUAUUAUUAUUAUUAUUAUUAUUAUUAUUAUUAUUAAGCUUAGAUAAUGGUAAUUAUUCAUCCGUACCUACAUUUUAACAUUGUCUCACAGCAGCUGGGUGUCUGGACUGCGGCCUAUAACUGCCUAUAAAACAGGAUCAAUUUUUGAUUUCCAUUCAAACAAAAGAAAAAGUGGAAUCUCUGCUCUAUUCCCUGCUCUAACCAGAGUGUCAGAGUUGCAAGAAAGCAUGAACACUCUGCAUGCUGAGGCCAACUCAGACGCACACAGGCACUGUGGCCUGUAAUACAUCCUAACCCAGGAAUCAACAAAUCAUAAAUCAGUAGAUUUCUACCCGGUGUGGCUAACAGAGAUCAGGUUUAACAUUCCACGACUGCAGCUGAGGAGAAAGCAGAGAAAAGCUUAGAAAGGAGGGCGCCAUGUCCAUAGCACUGGAAAGAAGGACGGAAAAAAAGAUGAUUAAAAAAAUCUUUUAUAAAGUUGUGUGAAAUAUUAGUAUAGUAAAUAUGUUUUCCUGUACAAGUCAUGGAAGAGAUUGGUUUAUUGCUCAUGCACGAACUGAUUCUCUGGUACGUUAAAACACUUUAGGGUGUUUUUUAUUUAUUUAUUUAUUUAUUUAUUUAUUUAUUUAUUUAUUUAUUUAUUUAUUUAUUUUUACUAAGAAAGAUACAUCAUGAAAAAGUUAUGAAUACCGUGUGCAGCUGAUGAGGAGAAUGUUGUAAUAAUUCUUAAAAAGGGAACAAAAAGGAAGAUCCUGCAUAAGUAACUUGCUCACUUACACAUUUAUGUUACUUCAAUAGUUUUCGAAACAUUCCUUUAUUAUUAUUAUUAUUAUUAUUAUUAUUAUUAGAUGCACGUUAUAAUAAAGCUACAGUUCUAGUCGUAUUUCGAUUACGUAAUCUCUUCGUGAUUAUUGUGAUUAUUCCGGUUAGAACCAUAAUAAUAAUAAUAAUAAUAAUAAUAAUAAUAAUAAUAAUACAUAGGGAAGUAGACUGCAGCGUGUGGUCUUUAGUCUGCGUGUAUAUAAAGUAUUGUUGAGUAUUUUUGUUUCGUCUUGCCUCUCUAAAGGUCAGUUAACAGGUCAGACUGGUGGAACUCAUUCCACGGUGUCAGUGUGGGAAGAUGAGGACACGUGUGGAAGGAAUUUGUAGUUUUAUAAUGACCCAAUAUGACCCGUUUGAAAGUACCAUUAGUUUUUCACUCUGCUCUUCUCCCAGUCCUCCCAAUAAGUGCAAUAAAUUAUAUUUGCAGUAGGUGGCGCUCUUAAUUCACCCCAGCACCUCUUUUAGCCGAAAAAAAGGAUGCGCGAAGAGGGAGAAGAGGAGCGGCAGCUUUCCCCCGCCCAAGCCUUUAUCAUUAGAAACCUCAGAGCCUGAAUUACCUCUGCAAAGUCAUCUGCGAGAAUUUACGAGUGGUCUGCAAAAUCACGUGACCACACCCCCUCCUUCCUUGUUUCUUUCUCUGUCUCCUCCCUCACCUCACCCCUCACCUCCCCCAUGACACACACACAUACACGCAUACACACAUUUAGAUCCAAGAGGCACACACAAUCGCCACCCCACCCCCAUAUUUGGACGGCGCAUAGCUAAAAACGAAGUACAGUGCAACGCCAUAAUUCACUAAUACAUCAUAAAUCGUUGAAAGUACCCGCGUUAUAACGACCUAGAGAAAUCUAACAAAUCAAGCCCCCCUCCUCCCGACUACUCAGUUGUUAGCCUGUACUCUGUAAAACAACUAAAUGAGUUCUUACUUUGUAAACUCGUUCUCAGGGCGCUACCCGAAUGGCCCCGACUAUCAGCUGCUAAAUUAUGGAGCCAGCAACGGCGCAAUGAACAGCGGGACGUACAGGGACUCCUCCUCUGCCACAAUGCACCAUGCGACUGGCUCUUAUGGCUACAGCUACAAUGGCAUGGAUCUGACCGUAACCAGCCGAGGAGGGGGGGGCAGCAGAGCCGCAAACACCGGAGGACACUUCGGUGGAGGCUCGGCGGUCGAGGACUCCAGGGGCUUCGGCUUCAGACAGCCGGUCAGUUGCUCGCUUGCUCCCCCGGGAAAUUCUCUCUUGGCAGGCGGUCGUGAGAACAGCAAACUGGGCACACAGAGAUCGUCUCCCCCCUCAGAGCAACCAGGAAGCAGCAACCUCAGCUCUCCAAACCUGUGUUCACCCACGAUGGCCGGCGGCGCGGCGCGGCGCUUCACAGAGAUUGAAGACGCUUCACCAGACAGCGAGGACCUGCUCCUUCCUCGGGAAGCCAGUCACGGCAGUAAUCCACGGCCCAAAACCGGGCACUCGCAAGCUGUUCAGAAACAGGAAGGCAGCCCGGCGGGAUCAGCUGCUGGCAGUAUGGGCAGCGACGCGCAGACACCCCAGAUUUUCCCUUGGAUGAGAAAACUGCACAUUAGCCAUGAUAUGACGGGCCCGGACGGGAAACGGGCGCGGACAGCGUACACCCGCUAUCAGACUCUGGAACUGGAGAAGGAAUUCCACUUCAACCGGUACCUAACGCGGCGGCGGCGCAUCGAGAUUGCUCACGCACUCUGUCUCACAGAACGACAGAUCAAGAUCUGGUUUCAGAACCGGAGGAUGAAGUGGAAGAAGGAUAACAAGCUGAAAAGCAUGACUUUGGCCGCGGCUGGCAGCGCCUUCCAACCGUAGGAGUAAAAUCCCUUUCAAAGAACCUGGUCGUUCAGCUCGAUGACUUGUUAUCUAAGACUGGAGGGAGGGAGGCAAACAGGACAGACAGCGCAAAGAAAUAAUAAAAACCAAAAAGAACAUCAACAUAGAAACUAAAGAAGAAGGCCUACGGGACUGGAGAAAAACCAGAGCAAUGAAGAAAAUAGUCCAGGAUAAACCGAGACGUCAACUUUUGAUUUAUAAAACAAUGUAUGUUCUCAGAUUAGAAGCUGUAUACAGUACAGCAGUGCAGCACUUUUCAUUCGAUGACUAUAGCGGUGUUUCAGGGCCACAGAGGAAUAAUGACUGGUACUCUAAUGAACUGACAGCCAACACAC